AUGACUAAACCACCAGAAGCCGCUGGCAAAGACCACGAGAGACCGCAGGGAAUGGAGGAGACCAAGGCGAUGCAGGAAGUGUCUCCCACGACGCCCACCCCAACGAGCCAGCUGAGUCCAGCACGUCACCACAGGGACACAGUGUCUUUGGCCACUCGCUUCACUCCUUUUGUCGCCCAUUUUGGGGGCCGUCAGCCCAACUCCUUCAAGUUUCUCUUCUAUGAGCCAAGUUGCUCCAACUCGUACAGCCCCUUCUACACUGCGCAGAGGCCAACCUGCGGGUACCGCUACCGCCGCGACACCGACCACGCCAAGAAGGUGAUCGAUGUCCCGAGUGCAGACACGGUGAAAUGGAGACCCAUCCAGGGCCCAGAGCCGUGGGCGAGAGCAAUAAAGCCCAAGCAAUGA
Messenger RNA from Tyto alba (common barn owl), 408 nucleotides. It is a transcript of the gene CIMIP3, whose product is annotated as GUCA1A neighbor. The record is from RefSeq and is a predicted model, not a curated record. NCBI's taxonomy places the organism in Eukaryota, Metazoa, Chordata, Aves, Strigiformes, Tytonidae. The transcript has a single exon. Bases 1 to 408 code for a protein of 135 amino acids.